AUCUCACAGAGAAGAGAGGGGAAAUACAAAACGAGUGUGUGUGUUUUUGUGUGCUGUGUGUUGUGAAUUGCUGUGUUGACUGUGUGUAUGGUGUGAAAACAGUGCGUCCACCCGGCCGGCAUGGGAUGGUCGGCCGGCUCUGAACUGGUUAUGGACUGGUUUAACCAAAGCAGAGGUGCUGAUAUUUGCUGAAGAUGAGUAGCGGGGGAGGGAACACCACGGAGCCCCCCAGAGGGGGAGAGUCUCUGAAGAGGAAGGACUGUCAGUCAGACCUCCUGGGCCCCAGCCCUAAGAGGAACACUGAGAGGAGGAACCGGGAGCAGGAGAACAAGUACAUCGAGGAGCUGGCCGAGCUGAUCUUCGCCAACAUCAACGACAUGGACGACCUCAACGUCAAGCCGGACAAAUGUGCCAUCCUCAAAGAGACGGUGAAGCAGAUCAGGCAGAUCAAGGAGCAGGAAAAAGCUCCGGUGGCUGAUGCUGAGGAGGUGCAGAAGGCCGACGUCUCCUCCACAGGACAGGGUGUCAUUGAUAAAGACGCCCUUGGGCCCAUGAUGCUGGAGGCCCUGGACGGCUUCUUUUUCGUGGUCAACAUGGAGGGCAACAUAGUGUUUGUCUCGGAGAACGUUAGCCAGUAUUUGCGAUACCAGCAGGAGGAGCUGAUGAACACCAGCGUCUACAGUGUGCUGCAUGUCGGAGAUCACGACGAGUUCGUCAAGAACCUCCUCCCCAAGAGCCUGGUCAAUCAUCGCAGCAGUGAUUCGUCCAACAGGAACAGUCACACCUUCAACUGUCGCAUGUUGGUCAACCCUCACGCCGACGGCGAGGCCCGGCCGGCGUCCGACCAGCAGGACGCGUCACAGCAGAAGUAUGAGACCAUGCAGUGUUUUGCUGUCUCCGAACCCAAGUCUAUCAAGGAAGAGGGGGAAGAUUUCCAGUCAUGUCUCAUCUGCGUGGCAAGAAGAGUCCCCGUCAAAGAGAGACCUGUGAUGCCAACGUACGAGAGCUUCACCACGCGUCAGGACCUUCAAGGUAAGAUCACGUCCCUGGACACCAGUCUGCUCCGCGCGUCCAUGAAGCCGGGCUGGGAGGACCUGGUCCGCCGGUGCAUUCAGAGGUUUCACCUGCAGAAUGACGGGGAGAUGUCCUUCGCAAAGAAACACCAGCAAGAAGUGUUGAGGAACGGCCACGCGCUCAGCCCUCUGUACAGAUUCUCCCUGGCAGACGGCAACAUCGUCUCAGCUCACACCAAGAGCAAGCUGGUGCGAUCUACAGCCACUAACGAACCACAGCUCUACAUGUCCCUGCACAUCCUACAGAGGGAGAACAUGGGUGGUGGCAUGACCGCAGACCAGGGCUUGGCCAAGCCAAUGACCCCAACCAGUGUGAGUGGUCCCUCCCCUUCCCCUGAUGCUAGUGUCACCAGCAACACGCACCACUCCACCAUGGCCUCCGGCGCCCCUGGACGUGGUUUUGGGGCUGUAUCGGGUCGGGCACCCACACCUCAGGGAAACAGCCACUCACUCAGGCUGGGCAGCCCUUCGGCCCAAGGAAGCCCCAGCGUCACCUCAGGGGCCCAGGGUGGCAUGUUAUCUCCACGUCAUCGCCAGAGCCCCAGCAUGGCGGCCAGCAGCAGCAGCUGUAGUAGCCCUCACCUUGCCCAACAUCCCCCUGGUUCUUUCUCUCCUGCAGCCGGCCUCCACUCGCCAGCAUCUGUGUGCAGCAGCACAGGAAAUGGUCAAGGGUUCAACUCCCUCAGUGCACUGCAGGCCCUAACCCAGGGCCACAGGGUUUCACAGGGACUCACCGAGGGGCAGCAUCCAGAGUCACCUGACAAAAAGCCAGUUGGCCUUCAGAGCCCCUUUCACAGCAGCAGCGCUGGUAGCCAACAAGCUAAGAACAAUCCCAGCUUAGAGGCGGACUUAUUUGGAACUUUUGGGGACCAGCAAGACUUGUUGUCAUCACAAAACCAGGAGGAUGAGCAAGAGGAGGGGAGAGACGGUGACCCUGACAGCUUCGGGGAGCUUGGUGACAACCCAAAUCACCUUCUGAACUCAAGAGGGCACACUAAGCUGCUCCAGCUCCUCACCAAUAAAUUAGAACCCUCUGAUCCCUGCUCACCACCACGGCCCCUGGGGGACGACCAGGACUGUAAGGACCAGCUAGGUGGGAUUGGGGGUGUGGGUGGGGCUGGGCAUAACAACCACUCCACCUCACUGAAGGAGAAGCACAAAAUCCUCCACAGGUUGCUGCAGAACAGCACCUCGCCGGUGGAGCUGGCCAAGCUAACGGCUGAGGCUACCGGAAAAGAUCCCAUUGGUCCAGAGUCAGCCUCAGGGGACAACAUGGCCACCCUAGGUGAACUCUGCACCAAACAGGAGCCAGGGAGCCCCAAAAAGAAGGACAAUGCGUUGCUUCGCUAUCUGUUGGACAGGGAUGAUAACGGCAUUCUGGAUAAAGCCAUCAAGAUGGAACCUGGUGAGGGACCGAAGCUGUCCAACGUUAAGACAGAGAAACAGGAGCCGGUUUUCAACAUGGCGGACCAGGCCAGUGAGUUGGAGGACCUUCUGGACGACCUGCAGAGUGGCGGUCAGCAGCUGCAGUUUGGGGUUCAACCACAAGUCAGAAGACCAGCCUCCUCUUCGUCCGCCUCGUCCUCCGUGCCGCCUGGUUCCUCUGCGGACAAACAGACCAUCAUCAGCAACAUCCUGCAGAUGACAGACAGCAGCAGCAGCCCCCCCACCCAGCACAGAGGCUUCCCUCCCAUCGGCCCUGCAGCAGGCUUUAAUAGUGCCAGGCCGGGGCAACCGGGUCGAGGUGCUCCUCCUGCCAGGAGUGCGUCUCUGGACGGCAGUAUGGGCCCCAACCCCAAUGCUGGCAGGCCAUUUCCUCCUCAGCACAGGAACAACGGCCCCUACUCUUUACUGCAGCAGCAACAGCAGCAAGGCAUGAUGGGAACCCACGCAGGCAUGGCCAACCAGGCUGCGAUGGCCAAUCCAGGCAUGAUGAGCAACGGGCCAAUGCGUGGCUCCAUGCAGCAAGGCUGGGGUCCCCAGGGGCCCAUUGGGGGUACUGCAGGGCCGAUGAUGGGCCAGGGUGUUGGACCCGGUCGCAUGGUCCCCAACAUGAACACUGCGAUGCCCACAAGAGGCCCGCCUGGAUCCAGACCCAUGGUCAACAUGCAGAUGAUGGGCAACGAGAUGGAGAUGGCAAACCCUGCCUACCCUCAGCAACAAGCUCCGCCCAAUCAGACUGCGCCGUGGCCAGACCGAAUGAUCACUAUGGAUCACUAUGGAAACCAAAGCAGGCCACCGUAUGGGGACGGGAUGGGGUGCUGCGGUACAGGGCCUGAGGGCCAGCCAGAUGAAGGAGCCCUGCUGAGCCAGCUGUGCUCGGUGUUAAAGGACUACGAGGGUCUGGAGGAGAUCGACAAAAUGUUGGGAAUCCCAACGCUGGCUGGACAGGGUCCUAUGUCAGACCAGGACCAGUACCUCGGCUCCUCGGACCCAGCGGCCAACAUGAAGCCUCUCCUGUACAGUCAGUACGGUGGCCAGCCAGGUUAUGGUGGCAUGCCUCCCGACGGUGGCUUCCACGGCCCCUCUAUGAGUGGCCACAUGGGGCCGCAGAGGAUGCCCCCUGCUGGUUACCCCCCAAUGAUGAGGAUGCCCGGGGGCACGGUGUCCAGACCGGCCGGGAUGAGGCCAGGCGGGCCUAAUCCAGGAGUGCCACCUCAACCCAACAACCUGAGGCUCCAGCUGCAGCACAGACUCCAAUCCCAGCUGAACCGCCAGCCGAUGGUGAACCAGAUGAGUGCAGUGUCCAAUAUGAAUCUACCUCUAAGAUCUAAUGUACCAAACCAGGGAGCCCUCAACGCCCAGAUGCUGGCCCAGCGUCAGCGCGAGUACCUCAGCAACCACCUACGCCAACGCCAACAGCAGCAGCAGCAGCAACACAUGCACCAGCAGCGUGCCAUGAUGAUGCGGAAUCAGGGCAUCAACAUGCCGCCUAACAUGCCCAGCGGGGGCGCCGCUCCUACGCCGAUGCCCAUGGGCGGCACCAACCCACGGCUCCCACAGGGCAACCCGCAGCAGUUCCCCUACCCGGCUUCCAGCUACGGUACCGGCCUGCCCUCUCCUCCUCCUCAUCCCGGCUCCUCCAGCCCCUUCUCCUCCCCUCUCUCCCCCAGCCAUCAUCUGGCUAGCCAGGGCAUGAUGGGAAAUGUAGGCGGGCACUACAGCGGGGUAAUGAGUCCGCCAUCUCAGCACAGUGCCUUCCAGUUCAGCAGUUCAGGAAUGAGCCAGCAGCAGCAGCAGCAGCAGCACCAGGACCCAGUGUCAGGCUUUCCAUGUGGGGCUGCGACCCCGCAGAGCCCCCUGCUGUCCCCCAGGAUGGGGCAGGGUCAAAGCUCCAUGCUGCAGCAGAACCAAGGCCAAACCCAGCCCCAGGGAGGAGCACCGGGCUACCAGGCGAGCACCGACCACAACGGAUGGCCCCAACCUGCCAACAUCUCCGCCAGCAACAGUGUGUACCCCCAACAGUCCCAGUCACAAUACUCCACACAACCCAACGGAGGAAUGUACAACAGCAACAGCAACAUGAACCUGGGUGUGAUGGGCAGCAAUGGCGGCAACAUGAACCUGAUGUCGGGACAGAUGAGCUCCAUGAAUACAGAGCAGGUGAGUGACAGCAGUCUGAUCCUGGGGCAGCUGGCGGGAAUUGACAUGUUGACACAAGAGGGUGAAGCCAAUUCUAAUUUCUGCUGACCCCGGCUGCGGUUGAGACAAGGUAACACAGGAGCCUGUGCAAAGAAACACUUGACGCCUGCUCAACUCAGCUCAGCUCAGCUCUUGGAGAAGCAUCAAGGAGUUGAGGACACAUGAUUGAAACACUGCUCACUCUGUGACACCAGCCAGCUCAGAGGUACUAAAGACAGAGGACAACCAAGACAUGUAAAAACCUUCUGAACUGCAUUCACGUCAGUGUGGCUUACUUCAUGCUGAGUUAACAUUUUAUGCAAAAAGUCAGAAUUCGUAGGGGAACUGCCAUCUGAACCAUCCUGACAGCAAAUGCGCAAUGUGAAGAUACAAGAAUAUUGUUUCACUGCUGAUUCAGGGUUUUGUGGGAAACCUUGUAUUUUAGCUAUUAACUGUAGGUAAUGCUUUGAUCCUCAAUAAUUAAAUACAGCUCAUAUAAAUCUGUAUACUGUACAUCAUGUUCAAACAAUCAAAUUAAGGCUGCUAAAAAAUUAACAGUACCUUUACUGUAACAGUGUGCCGGAUACAUUCAACAUAAUCUACAUUUCCACAGAAUUAUUUUCAUCAGUACAACUUAAUCAGGCUCUAUAAUCUCCACUCUGUUGCUCUCUUUAAAAAAAAAUGCUGUUUUCACUCAUUAAUUGAAGCCCACUUUGUUGAAAUUUCUUGACGUGAAGCUGCUGUUAGUGAAACUCAACACUUCCAGAAGAUGAUUUACGAUAAAGAUAUUUUGAGUAAUGGAUGGAUUAUGUCCCCUGAACUGACUUCAUAGGAAGUGUUGCGUUUUCAUUAAAAGCAAACAGCAGCAAACGAAUAUACUGUAGAACAGGAAACAGGGAGACGCCUUUAGAUAAAUAAAGGCGCUGCCCACUGUUUAAGGGUUUAACGUACAAAAUACAAAUAUUGUACUCUAGUACACACAUCCUGAAACAUGUACACUGUAAACACCAGAACUUGUUCACAAAACGGUUUACUGUUGAACCACAUAGAAUCAAAAAAGUGUUGAAAGGUUUUGUUUUUGUUGUGCAGCAUUUUAACAUAAAAAUAAGAAUCAUAUUUACAUCUUAAAGUCAGAUUUUCCCUUAAAUUAAAAUAGAGCUAGGAGCUAAAAUUGUGUCUGGAUGUAUCUGGCACAGUAUCUUUGGACACUGUGGAAUAAAGUUUAUUUUGAGAGAAUUAUUACUAUCAACACAUGGAGGAUGGUUAACCUCUAGCAGCCUUAACUUGGCUGGAGUUGGAUAGAACAAAACACCAGCAACCAUUUUACUUUAUACGUUUAUUAACCGCAUACAUACCGCCUCAAAAUCAAAACAAACUGCAUGAUGGUAAAGCAUAAAAAUACUACACGCAGCACCUUUUAGAUAAAUGCAAGUAUAAAAUGAUGGUUAUUAGUCCCAGGUUUCUAUACAAGGACCCACGCAGUGUUUGCUGGUAGUAUGUUCUCUGGUCAGAUGAAUGUAUUCCCACUGAAAACUGUCAUCCUCUCAAGUCUCUGAAGCAGUGUAUUUUGUGAUCGGGUAAAUCUUUCGUGAGUGUUUGAGUGUGAAACUGAAAUGAUGUCGCAGUUUGACGCUGAAGAAGUGAAUGGUUUGACAAGCAUAAACAAAAACCUCUGGAUUUGGUCUUUUAUGGUUCAGUUUUAGAGCCUGACUGAAAACGUCAAAUGAGAAGGUUUAUGGAAAAUAUUUUACAGGUAUUUAUAGUUUUGAAGAAGUUUUAGAGAUUCUUUGUAUGACACACAAAAAAUCAAGAAUAUCUUUCUUUCAGAAAAUCUCUCAAAAUGGUACAUUUUGAUGUUGAUUUUAAAAUUAAUAUAUUUCAACUGCUGUAGUUACAGGGGAGCUGUAUCCCUAUUUAAUGACUUUUUGAAUGAAGGUGACCGUGUAUAGAUAGUGUACAUACUUAGAUUUAUAAUACCCCUUUUCCCAAAAGUGAUAUAGUAAAAUAGCAGUUUGGAGUUUUAGUCCAACAAACAUUUUUCAGCAGAAAUAUUUCACUGGUUGAAUUAAACCUCAGUGCGUUGGAGAUAAAUAAUAAGAGUGCCAGUAAAUUAACUGGCUUAUUUGAAGGUUAAAAUUUAAAUAAUGUAUUUUUCCAUGCUCUUGUGACCAUCCUAAAGUUUUGGUAUGCUAGCUACCUAGCUUUACUAGCUAGAAAUCAGCUACCUUGCUAUUUUGCUAGAGCUAUUUUGAAAUUGAAAGUUUAGCUACACUAACUAGCUAACUUUGUCUACCCAGUACCAGUAGCUUGAAGCUUUCUGGUUAAGAAGCUAAAUGCUACGGUUCAUAGUAUUUCCUUUCCUAGCGUUUAGCUCUUGCUUCUAGCUGUGGCGGGAUAGCAAUUGAAUUUCCAGAAUGGAUCAGAAAUCCCCUGCAGGAAAUGUAAUAGCUUUGAUCCCCCUGACACUUCACCAACAUUUUAAUUUGCCUUUGGUCAAAAAUAAAAGUAAUGACAUUCCCAUCAGCCUCGGCUGCACUGUUUAGAGCUCAUUACUAAGUGAUAGCAUGCUAACACUGGCACAAUGUCUGACUGUCCGCCCACUGAGAUUUGACCAAUGAAAAUAUUUCUGCCUGCAAAGCAGCUUUGCCUCUAAAAAAAAGAAAAAAAAAACUAUAAAUAAUAAAACGUCAUGCUACUGCGAUUCAUUUUGAAAUGACACUUUGUGGUUGCGAUGUACUGGCCUGCAAGAGUCGCUCUCGCAUUACAGGCGUUUAGCUCAAGCUCUCUGUCAUGCUCAAGGACAAUUCAGAAGUGUGUUGUUUGUCGUUGUUGUUGUUGUUGUUUUGGGUCUUUCUGUGGGUGAAGCUGUGAUCUUUGAAUGACACGGCAGUCUCUACCUAUUCUAUAUACUAAUGAUGAACACAAAUUAAAACCAGUCUCAGGAGGAUGUUAAGUUUUGCGCCAUGGUUAAAGUCUGACCUUAUAAAUAAUAUAAUAAUAUAAUACCUAAAUUUAAGCUUUCUAUUUCACAAAGACGAGCAGGCGACCCAGAACCUUCACUGUCCAAAGUUAUAUGAAUCUUAAUACAGACUGGACCUCGAGUAUUUUGAUUAAGGUGCUCUUAUCUAUUCAUUAGGUGCUGUCUCAUACAUAAGCUUGUAAUUGUGGGCAAAACUGACUGUAACUGGCAAUUUGGAUGUGUUGAAUCUCUCUGCUUGGUUAGAUGGCCCAGAAAAUGUGUAAAGCACAUACUGUAACAAUGAUUACUUUUCUUCCCAAAAGAAGAAUGUGAAAAUGCACACUGACUGCAAAAAGAAACACUGAAAACAUUAUUAUUAUUAUUAUUAUUAUUAUUAUUAUUAUUUUAGAAAAUGUCCCGUUUUUUCCUUAAGCUUUCAGUGACAGUAAAUUAUUGUAGAACCUCGAAGAGAAUAUGUAAGCCAUGCAAAUGUCCUGAAUGUCAAACUCUCUGCAAAGGUUUAAGGCAAUCAAGAGCGGGUGUAAAUGCUCAUGUACAGUAACUCCUAAUGUUUUAGAUGAAGGUGAAUUAUUUUCUCUUGAUUUUGACUUAUACAGUAUAUUGAAGAUUUUUUUUCUUAAUCCAUAGAUGGAUAUUUUACCAAUUGCAAAAUACUGUAAUUCAUGUAAGUACCUUAAGAUGCUAAAGACAAAGCAUAAUGCCUUAGAUCUGUGAUUCUCUGUCUGGUGUGUAACUGUAAGGUUUACAGAUGUAUUAUAUGUGUCACAUACUGCUGAGUGAGUGUUUUACCACUUCAUACUGUAGGUGUAAUGAUUAAUUAGACGACCAGGAUUUUUAUAUUGUUUCCCCCCCAGAAGUGACACCGAACAAUAUGUGUUAACUUGUGUGUGAACUCAUGGAAAUGACAGUAAUUCUGUGUUAGCAUCAAAACAUUUAGCAAAUGAUUUCGUCUGUAGUUGCACGGUACUGUUGCACCGUUUAACGCAGUGUUUUUAAAGGGGCAUUAAGUAAUCUUUGGUCUCUGUCGGUGACCUGCAGUAACGUCAGUGUAUCUUAACAAGCUAUACCAACAACACUUUGAGUUACGGUGGCCUGUAAAUGACAUUAAUAACAUAACCAGUGAUAAUACUACUAAGAUUAAGCACCCGUUUUCUUACAUUAAUGCUUCUAAAGUUCAAUAUUGAGAAAAAUGCUGUGUAUAUUUUGAAUUUUUCACUUUCAGUUCCAAAAGCUUUUUUUUAAAUAAUAUUUUUCUCCAAAUCUCUUUUUUUCAUUUAAUAAAAGAAGCUCUCAAAUGUUAAUUUUUGUAGCCGUAGAAAGAUUUUCCCUAAAUAAAACGUUCUAAAGUGGUCCAAAACUUACACUGAUUGAAUGUGUAUUAAAAAGAAAAAUCUAUUAUACUCAAUAGAAGGAAUGUAAGAAUUAAGAUGUCGUCACUUGGCUGUUUAAGUUAUAUUUCACUCAGAUCUUUGUUAAAACUGUUCACAUUUACUUUUUUAAUUUUUUUUUCACAGUUUUUCUUUUUCCUGUUUAAAGCCACUACAUGUAGAAUUUAUCUAAUGUAAUAAAUGGCAUCUUAAAAUUGUAAAUAGGUGCCAUCAAGCAUUAUCUGUCCCUGGGUUGAGGUGUCUUUUGUGAUUUGUGACCACUGGAUGGCGCCAAAGUCAGAAAUGAUCUAAUCCUACACUUAGUGGCUUUAAGAUCUCACUGGUGUGAUACUGGUCUGCAUAAAACAGCAAUGCAGGACAUAUGUUUCUGCAUUGGGGCCAGAGGUCAUCAGGAUAUUUAAUCAUCUAGUGCUGAACAAAUAUGUCACCAUGCUUUUUGUAGCUUGACACGGAGACUUUAUAGCCUUUAUAGCUGAAAUGUUUCUUUACACAACAGUAGGCAGGGAGUUACUGUUUAAAAGAGCUAGUGCAGGUCAGAUUUAAUGACAGAAAUCGCAUAAUAAUUCAAAUAAUCAUCGAGUAAAGUUACUUAACCUUCACAGAGACAUAUAAAACACACCUUUUGCCCCUUUUUAGAAUAUUUUCAAAGGCUAAAUACGCAAUGAUCCGGCCAGUGUAUUCCUGAGUUAAUUUGUGAUCUGCUAUAAGUUGUACUAUUUGAUAAAAAAGUGUUCCACAGUAAAAUGGUAAAUCAGAGCAAUAUGUCAAAGCAGAAGAAGAGUGUAGCCGUUUAAAGAUCACUGUUUGCAGUUCAAGAGAUUUCUUUUCUCUGCCCUGGAGUUCGUAUUAAAUAUCUCAGCGGUGACACAGUCCAGUACAUACAGUUUAUUCAGAGUGUGAGUGUGUUUCUUAUGCAAAAGUCCAGACGUUCACACCACUUUAUGCAAGCUGUCGACUCUAAUGUUGCUUUUGCCAAUUGCUGCUUGUUAAUUUAUGAUUCAUGCCACUGUAAAUAAAUUAUUUUUAUUGA
Morone saxatilis (striped sea-bass) is the source of this 10092-nucleotide messenger RNA. RefSeq names its product nuclear receptor coactivator 2-like. The coding region runs from base 195 to 4763 and encodes 1522 amino acids. The transcript has 22 exons. Gene Ontology annotation, molecular function: protein dimerization activity; nuclear receptor binding. Lineage: Eukaryota; Metazoa; Chordata; Actinopteri; Moronidae. Gene Ontology annotation, cellular component: nucleus. Gene Ontology annotation, biological process: positive regulation of transcription by RNA polymerase II; cellular response to hormone stimulus. The record is from RefSeq and is a predicted model, not a curated record.